Juglans regia (Persian walnut) is the source of this 729-nucleotide messenger RNA. RefSeq lists its product as uncharacterized. The record is from RefSeq and is a predicted model, not a curated record. The transcript has a single exon. The coding region runs from base 1 to 729 and encodes 242 amino acids. Lineage: Eukaryota; Viridiplantae; Streptophyta; Magnoliopsida; Fagales; Juglandaceae.
AUGGGUGGAGCCAGCAGACCAUAUAAACAGAUUGAGGACUUUAGACAAGCUGUGGAAUACUGUGGUCUCCAUGACAUUCAUUCAUAUGGGGAAAGGUUUACUUGGUCAAAUAACAGAAGUGGUAAUGACUUUACAAAAGAAAAAAUUGAUAGAGUUUUUGGCAAUAAAGAAUGGAAUGAGUUAUAUAGGCAUGGUGUCUGUAAUGUUCUUCCUGCCAUUAGAUCUGAUCACUCCCCCUUGUCAGUUAGUUUACACAAUACUUCUAAUGGGAGGAAGAAAAGAAGAUGGUGCUUUAGAUAUGAGAUGGCCUGGGAAAUAAAGGAAGAAUGUCUGAAGAUGGUGGGUGAGGCUUGGCAAAAUGCUGGUAUAACAAAUUGUCAGGCUAAAUCCUUAAGAACACAGCUUGAACUAUGCCAAAAGGGUCCUAUGACAUGGAGGCAAACUCUUAAGCAACAAGAGGAUCAAAUUAUAAAAAAUGGGACUCUAAAUAUUGGGCAUCUUCAGAAUUCUGGUACAGGUGAGCACGUGGCAGCUAUGAAACAAAUUCAAGAGGAGGUGGUUACUGCCAUUACAGCUAAUGAUAUAAAGUGGAAGCAAAGGGCAAAGCAACACUGGCUGAAACAUGGGGACAGAAACACUCAGUCUUUCCACGUGCAAGCAAGCCAGAGAAAGAAGAUCAAUGCAGUCAAAAGCAUAGUGGAUUCACAAGGCAGGGCUGUCACUGACUAG